AUGUCCGCCAACCGCACGGCCCCGAAGAAGGCCCCGAAGAAGCGGGUAUCCUUCAAGCUCCAAUCGUCGUCACCUUCGACUUCUACGCCAAGCCACGCGGCAAACCCCUCGGCCAACAAUCACUCACUCCCUAUUCCCAACCGGCUAUCAGGCUCAGCCUCCAACGCUACGCCCCAGCCUCCGCAGGUCCACGCUCUGCCCGCAACUCCCUGGCCGUUCAAUGAGCAAGACACUCAUCUGAUCUCCGCUGGUUACCAACCCCAGUGGACACCCAAGAAAUCGGAAACCGAGCCUCCAAGCAGAGGCAAGAAAAGCUCAGCCAUGGCGGAACCACGCGCUCGAAUGGCCCGUCACAAAGGGCAAAUGAAUUUCCAGAACGAGCUUCGCCUCCUACUCCUCGCCUACGGAGACCCAAGCCCUCACCCUUCUUUCCCGAAUGAACCGCUCCCGGAGACAGUUCGUGUUCUCGACGAGAUAGUCACGGACUUUGUCCUGGAAGUAUGCCACGGCGCCGCGCAAGUCGCGCAUCACGCUCGUCGCCAAAAGAUCAAGGUCGAAGACUUCCGCUUUGCACUGCGCCGCGAUCCAAACAAACUCGGACGUGUCCAGGAGCUGCUCCGCAUGGAGCGUGAGCUGAAAGAGGCUCGUAAGGCUUUCGAUCAGAACGACGACCAAGUUGCCAAGGAGGCGGGGAAGAAGGGAGCCGCCGCCGCCGCUGCGGCCGCUGCGGCCGGUGAAGAUCCCGAAGCGGCAGAGGCUGCUGCUGCUGCGAGUGUCACUGGCAAGAAGGGAAAGAAUAAGGGCAAGGGGGAAGAGGGAUGCAGCUCGUCGGGGAUCUGA
Molecule: messenger RNA, 840 nt
Organism: Penicillium brevicompactum
Lineage: Eukaryota; Fungi; Ascomycota; Eurotiomycetes; Eurotiales; Aspergillaceae
Product: putative transcription initiation factor TFIID subunit 13
Exons: 2
Coding region: 1-840 (279 amino acids)
Biological process (GO): RNA polymerase II preinitiation complex assembly; transcription by RNA polymerase II
Cellular component (GO): transcription factor TFIID complex
Molecular function (GO): protein heterodimerization activity
Source: RefSeq, a predicted model, not a curated record